GGAUUCUUCCCGUCGUUGUCAUUCAACUUUCCGCCCACUUUUCCACUUACAGUAAAGUUCUGACUUUUUYCCCCSCUGCUACUUUAUUGGUUCGUCACGUCCUCUAAAUGCUGGGCGCCAGUAGAGGGCUGUGAAAUAAAACUACAUUUUCCUGACAGCUUCAGACUCCAGACUGAGCGGAGAGACGCAGCAGCUUGUGGCGAACUUCACUUUCUAUCAUGUCCUCAGAUAUUACAGGCGACUUGGAGCUGGAGCUGGGCGACGUGCUGCAGGAGUUCCAGGAUGUUGUGGARGAGCUGAAGGCCCCCUCCGAAAGCAAACAUCAUUCUUACCAGCGCGUCCUGCAUGAGGCCAAGAGCCGCAUYGAAGACAAUGGGGUGGAAGACUCUGACUACAGCAGCGGAGCAUCUAUGGGAAACAGUUUGAAUGCGAGCGAGGAGGAGCUYCACCAUGCAGGCACGACGCUGGCGCUGAAAGCCAAGCUGGGAGACACAGACGAGCUGGAGAGUUUUAUCAACAUGCUGGACCAGGAACUUGCGGAGAUGUGAACAGAGAUACGGGAAGGGCGAGGCACCAAAGAAGAAGAAAGUGAGAUCCACGCCAGAGCAGAUCUGAUGGAGAGAACGCUUCUCUCUCUCUCGCCUCUUCAGGGACAGGAGACGGGGGGAAAAAGGUUGCCUUCAGAAAUUAAAAGGGCACUCGCUUCAAUUUUGAAAUGCAAGAGCACCCUCAGACGCCCCCCGGCAAUCCUGCGUCCGGCCAGCACCGCCACGUCCCCGCAGCAUCAGGUCCAAGAUGUGUGACAUAUUCCCCCAAAAUAGACAAAGCUUCCAUCUGUCUGACAUGAAAAAUGCUGCCCAGAGUAUAGAGAGAAUGUUAAAAUUCUCAUAAGUGCCAUGCCAGUAAAAGGCCUUAAAUCUUCAUUUCCAUUUAUUUUUAAAAAGCCMGAGCUUUCUCUGGUUUAAAAUUACAGAUUGCACUUUAGCUUAAAAGCCUAUUUGAAAUCCAGUGAGUUCAGAUCUGCUGUGCGUCAGGCUAUACUUGUGUGUCGACAUUUAAAGUGUACAGUUUUUGUGAAUAUCCUUUUUUUUCUUUUUUUACAUAUACAUUAUUGUAACAUAAAUGUGUUUAUAAAUAAAGCUACAUUUUGAUGGAGCUUUUU
Messenger RNA from Poecilia reticulata (guppy), 1162 nucleotides. Its product is annotated as regulator of cell cycle RGCC. Gene Ontology annotation, biological process: regulation of cell cycle. NCBI's taxonomy places the organism in Eukaryota, Metazoa, Chordata, Actinopteri, Cyprinodontiformes, Poeciliidae. The record is from RefSeq and is a predicted model, not a curated record.